Molecule: messenger RNA, 579 nt
Organism: Centruroides sculpturatus (bark scorpion)
Lineage: Eukaryota; Metazoa; Arthropoda; Arachnida; Scorpiones; Buthidae
Product: zinc finger protein 708-like
Exons: 1
Coding region: 62-496 (144 amino acids)
Biological process (GO): regulation of transcription by RNA polymerase II
Molecular function (GO): DNA-binding transcription factor activity, RNA polymerase II-specific; RNA polymerase II cis-regulatory region sequence-specific DNA binding
Source: RefSeq, a predicted model, not a curated record
GAUGAUAAUUAUCGUGGCGCACUCGGCAAGAUCGUCGGCGGCAUUAUAAAUAUUUACCGAAAUGCCGUAUAUUGUAUCCAAUUGGACGAACUUCUUAUUCGUGUUUUAUUUCCGUACAGGAGAGAAACAAUACAAGUGCGACAAAGCGGGAUGCGGCAAGUCUUUCGCCAGAAACGAAGAACUGACCAGGCACAAGAAGAUCCACAGCGGCAUCAAGUCCUACGUCUGCCACGCCUGCUCCAAAGGUUUCGGCAGGAAAGACCACUUGACCAAACACCAGAAAACUCACCUGAAGGCGUCCGAGAAGAAAAUGCACAAGUGUUACAUCGUGGGGUGUAACCACGAAUACACCCGGUCCGACGCGCUGGCCAGGCAUCUGUCCAACGCCCACGACAUCAAAAGCAAUUCCUCCAAGAGCCGCGCAAAGACAACAUUCCUUCCCACCUUACCCGCCUACCCCAUCAAUCCCCAUCGGAAUGUCUACGCCGUACUCUGACCGUCCUCCUUGUAAUUAAGAAUUCUGUGAUAUUUUCGCUAGUCAUUUUUAUAAUUGUUUUAUUUAAUAAACGCUGUUUACGU